This is a messenger RNA of Plectropomus leopardus (leopard coralgrouper), 6152 nucleotides long. It is a transcript of the gene pth1r, whose product is annotated as parathyroid hormone 1 receptor. The record is from RefSeq and is a predicted model, not a curated record. Gene Ontology annotation, molecular function: parathyroid hormone receptor activity; G protein-coupled peptide receptor activity; peptide hormone binding. Gene Ontology annotation, biological process: adenylate cyclase-activating G protein-coupled receptor signaling pathway; intracellular calcium ion homeostasis; cell surface receptor signaling pathway. Gene Ontology annotation, cellular component: plasma membrane. Lineage: Eukaryota; Metazoa; Chordata; Actinopteri; Perciformes; Serranidae.
AACACGAGAAACUUCAACUUUUUGCGUUUUUACUCUGCGCAGAAACACUCAGGCGUUUGCGAAGUGUCAAUCCGUCAGGGUGAAUUUGGCUUUCUCGUGAUAGUAAGUAGAGAUUCUUGAAGCCAAGUUGGCGUUUCUCUCGUUCUCUCAGCUUCUUUUUUUUUACAUCAGCAUUGGUAAACAGAGCCCGUUUGGGAGUUUCAUACAUUCAGUUGCCGUGUAACUGCCACGCUAGAUUGUGUUGAACUCGGUUUCCAUGUUUUGCGUUCAUGAGUUACAAAGCAGGAAAAGGAAAGCGCAGCUGUGACUCGCGCAUAAUCAAGCAAACAAAUCUAAAGAAAAAGUUUCUUAUUUCACGCUCUGCUCUGUCACAAUGUUAUUGUGUUAAAUGCUGAAAGUCUGCUGCUUCACUGCACGAUAUACAUGACUGCAGUUGAUGGUGACAUGAGUCAGAGGGAAUCAUAUUGUGAAAUUCAACAGCGACUGGUGAUGGAGUGACACAUUUCGGGGCUUAUUUGUGCCCAACGCUGAUCUAACAUUUGGAAGAGACGACUGGAAUAAGCCAUAAGGCGCACAGCUCCAUACUGAAGUGUUUAAGUUAGUCUGAGGGGAAAUUUAAAAGACCUAAAAAUACAGCGUUGGUUUCUUCCCUACAAAGAAUCAUUUGAACUUCCCACCGCAGAGCGAGAGCGACAUAAAUAGUUCUGACAUGUGGAUGUAAUUUCAGAAGAGGAAAAAAGACAGAUGCGGAGAAAUAAAGAGAGCGGGCUGAGCCUGAGCAUAUAGUAGAUUAUAGGAAAUUAAAUCGAGGGCUGAGCAAGGCGAUUACAGAGUUAUGAUUUCACAAGCCGCCGUGAGCACCGAGAGGCCAGAUGGAGUGAAAAAACACCACUCGGUCCACUUUGAAGAGAGUUAAGUAGAUUAAAUCAUUUCAUCGGAGCAUCAUCAGCGUCUGUUUGAGCCCCACAAGGACUCUUGGAGGUAGAGUUGCCUCAAGUCAGGGAUGGGAUCCGCUCUGCUGCUCCACAAUCUGGACUUUCUUCUCAUCUCACUACUCAGCAGUUUAUGUCUGGCGUACGCUGAUGAUGUGCUUACGAAAGAUGAACAGAUAGGCCUGUUGUUCAGAGCCAAACGGAAGUGCGAGGGAACAAUCAAGUCAAAGCACAAGAUUCCUGAUGGUUUCUGCUCACCAGAAUGGGACGGCAUUGUUUGUUGGCCCGAAGGACCCCCGGGAAAACUUGUAUCCACCGCCUGCCCAGAGUAUAUCCAUGACUUCAACCAUAAAGGACUAGCAUACCGUCGGUGUGACAACAACGGAACGUGGGAGCUGGCCACCGCCAACAAGACAUGGGCCAAUUAUAACGAGUGUGCAAAAUUCCUCUACCAUUACAACCACAGCCAUGAAAAGGAUGUCUUUCACCGUCUGUAUCUCAUCUACACAGUCGGGUACUCCAUCUCUCUGGGAUCACUCAUGGUGGCUGUCGUCAUCUUGGGAUAUUUCCGACGAUUGCACUGCACCAGGAACUACAUCCACAUGCACCUAUUUGUGUCCUACAUGCUAAGAGCUAUAAGUAUAUUUGUGAAAGAUGUUGUGCUCUACUCUGGAUCGGCCUUAGAGAACAUGGAAAGAGUCACAGUGGAAGACCUCAAGUCCAUCACUGAGGCCCCACCAGCCAACAAAACACAGUUCAUCGGCUGCAAGGUGGUUGUGACUUUGUUCUUGUACUUUCUGGCCACCAAUUACUACUGGAUCCUUGUGGAGGGUCUGUACCUCCACAGCCUCAUCUUUAUGACCUUCUUCUCAGACAGAAAGUAUCUGUGGGGAUUUACUCUGAUUGGAUGGGGAGUACCAGCUAUGGUUGUGACAGUUUGGGCAACUAUGAGAGCCACAUUUGCAGACACAGAGUGUUGGGACUUAAGUGCAGGCAAUUUGAAAUGGAUAUACCAAGUGCCUAUCCUGGCCGCUAUAGUGGUUAAUUUUAUGUUAUUUCUGAACAUCAUCAGAGUGUUGGCAACUAAACUACGAGAAACAAAUGCUGGAAGGUGCGACACAAGACAACAGUACAGAAAACUGUUGAAGUCCACGUUGGUGCUGAUGCCACUCUUUGGUGUCCACUACAUCAUAUUCCACGCCAUGCCGUAUACAGAGGUGUCUGGAGUUCCCUGGCUGAUACAGAUGCAUUAUGAGAUGCUUUUCAACUCCUUCCAGGGAUUCUUAGUUGCAAUUAUAUACUGCUUUUGCAAUGGGGAGGUGCAAGCUGAGAUCAAAAAGUCCUGGAGCAGGAGGACUCUGGCCCUGGACUUCAAAAGAAAAGCUCGGAGCGGCAGCAACACAUACAGCUAUGGACCUAUGGUUUCACACACCAGUGUUACCAACGUCACUGCCAGAGGACCGCUGGCCCUGCACCUCACCACGAGGCUGGGCCCGGUGCCUGUGAACGGGCACAGGAACCUCCCUGGGUACGUGAAGAACGGCUCUGUCUCCGAGAACUCGAUACCUUCAUCAGGACAGGAGCUUCACAUUCCUGAUGAGGAGCACUCUGCUCAUACACGGCCCUGCGAAAACGAGAAACCCUCACCUGUGGUGGAAGAGGAGAGGGAGACAGUCAUGUGACCUCCAGUGUAUAGGGAUGAAAACUGGAAAAAAUAAAUCAAGGAACAGUCUCAGGAUGGUCUGAAGGGGACGGCUGCACGCGUCAACACUGCCAGUUUUUUCACCUGUGAAUCAAGCCGGGACAGUACCGACAGAUACUCAAGGCAAAAAGGGUGUAUCACUUUUGUGAGCUGGGCCGCCUUUUAUUUGAGUGCUGGUGACCCACAUCGUUGUGGCAAAAACACUCUCAACUCUUUCAUCAUCCACCUGCCACAGAGAAUGUGUAAAAGGAUGAAAACAGACUGCCGUUUCUUAUUUCUUUUCCACUGCCAUAACUGUUGUUAUCUUACUUUCUGUUUGCUUCUUUGGCAAGUGUCUUGUGCUCAGCUUCUGUGCAUGAAUUAAACUGGGGUUAGUUACAGUAUAGUUGCCAGGAACAGCCUUAAUCACCUAUGUGUGGAUUUUGAGUGCACUUAGUGAUGCAUGUGUGGGCAGUUUUAUCAGCAAGAUGUUGGAGUAAGUCAGCAUGAGAAGACUAAAGGGGCAGUAUCCACCAAAGCAUUUUUUUCUGAGGCCAGCAUAUUUCUUUUAAUGAUUUGCAGUGGGAGCACCGCAUAUUUACACCCAACUACGAACACGGGCAGCAUGAAGUGGUGCUGAGCGGAAAGUCUGCGCUGAGUGCUGCUGGUUAGGCUUUUCUUUUUUUCCCCUUUUUUAGGAGCACUGAGAGUUGAAAAUUGUUCAACUUAAGGUUAAAAUGCACAUCACUGUCAACUGAGAGAUCCAGUCCAACAUGUUCUCAUCCCAACUCGUCACAUGUUGCAGUUUUGUCAGUUGACUUCCGUGUCUACUUAUUAUGAGUUAGGUAUCCCUCUGCAUCUGCUGUUUACACUCCAGGAUGCCUUUACCAUGAUGUCAACAAAAGAACAUGGUGGGAUGAUGUGGCACGUCGUUGUGUUUAGGCAAAGUGAUCACAUGGCAACCACACAUUUGAAUGUCAACAAACACACAUGAUGGCACAGAUUAUGUCUAGGCGAUAAAGUCACGGAUGGUUAGGAUUAGGGGAAGGAAGCACAUGGAAAGGUUUCCAGCUCCCCUCCCAGCUACCAUAUGAGCACCCUCGUGCUCCCUCAUGUCUUUACCGGCAGGGUUGCAACCUGAUGCUGUCCUGCUGCGAUUCAUGCGUACACAACAGGUUCCAUCCCGCCGCAUUCUCAAGUGAUGCCUCCAGUGCAUCAUCAUGUGGAUGCGGCAGGUGUCAUCCGUCUGUCCGGGGGUGUAUAUAAUAACAAUGCGACCAGUUCUGUCAGGCCGCGUUCUCACCCGACGCCAUCCAGCGGCAUUUCAUGCACACACGAAAGGUGCCUUUUGGCAUCACACACUUAUGCCAAAAGCACUGACUAAGCAGUACUUUUAUGAGUUCAGAGUGAGAGCAAGCUGUCCAGUCACAGUGGAGGAGGGACAAACAGCCUACAGCAAAGACAAACUGACACAUCUGACAUGAGCAAGUGCUGAACAAAAAAAAAAAUAUGGAGGAGAAAUCUGUGUACAUACUGUAAAAAUAUUAUGUAUUCCUCCCAUGAACCCACACAGACCGGAGGGUGAAUCCUCUCUCCAUACAUGCUUCUGCCCCCCCCAAUCCAGUGCACUUACUCUACCUUGUGCCGACAUGUUUACUUCAGCGGAUAUUCCGUAUCAUAGCAACCAGACGCAACCAAAGCGUCUCAGCUGAAAAAACACUGCUCCUCCAAAGCUCUCUCAAACGGCGUUUCCUGACUAGCAAGUGGUGUUUUCAGCUGGGAAAAAAAAACACCUUGGUGGACACGGCCCCUAAGUGUAGGCUCAGCUUAAAAUUCUUUAAUGCUACUACUUUGAGGCAUCCAUUCAUGCUUUUUGGCAUGGUAUCUCAUUUGUCCUGCAUUGACUUUAAUCCACUUCAGUGUAAAAGGGAAGGUACUCAGGUAAUUGAAGUCCUCUGUUGUUGCACACCUAUUUUUUAUACUUUAAAGUGGUGUUUUGGCAUGGUCAGCAUUUCUCUAAGGGUAUUGGUUUGUUAUAUAAGACUGUGUCAUAUUUUUUUUUCGAAAUGUUGUACAGUUUCUGCUGUUCAGAAGAACCCAGUAUUCAUAUCUAAUUACAACAAAUUUCGAAGAGUUCAAAUGAAUGUUUCAUAUUCAAAUUUUCUCCAAAAAUACCCUCACACACACACACAACCACACACACACACACACACUCACACACACACUCACACACACACACAACAUGAUGCCAAAGCAGGACUAUUUCUUUGAAGACUGUCUCGCUCUGUGGGUUCAGUGUUAGCUGAGGUAAAGACAAACGUUAUGGAAUUCUGACAACAGCAGUAUCGUAUGUUCCCACACAGUUUUCAAAGGAGGAGACCCCGUUUUAAAAACACCGGGUGCAGGAAACGGUCAUAUAUUCCAGUGGAAUGUUAAUUAAAUGAGGAUUCCAAGAAAAUCUCAAAUUCAGCUGGAAUUCCAAGAGUGACAUUUGUGGUGGAUAUGAAGGAAAACCCAGAAAAUGAAUAACACACAGUGAUUUUUUACAAAUGGUUCAGUGUUAUGCUGCUUUUUGAUGUGUAUAUACAAGUCACAAUGUUUACAAAGAUCAGAAAUACAUUAUAAUUGUGAGCUAAUAGUGUUUAUGUGUAUGGUUAUAAAGCUAUGUUGUUUUUUUUUUUUUUAUGUGUUUGUUUACGGAUUGUUUGCAAUAUUUGGUUUUGUAUAUAGUCCAAAACAAAACUGGUGAAUAUAUUUACAGGUGACGGAGGGCAUUCAAACUAGCAUUUAAUGAAGCAUUCCAAUAGAUAUGUUAAUCUCUGUAACUUGUAAUUUACCACACUUAACCUGCAUGUUUUGCAGGUUAGGUGACAUUAUCUGUAAUACCAAAGAGAAAAGGCUGCCACAGUGAGAAGGUUAUUUUGCAGCAUUUUCUUGUGUUAUCAUCCACCAUCUUGUUUACAGUGUGACCAAAAAGUCUUAAAGUUGCAGUAAAAUCACUGUCUCAAAAAAAGUAUUUGCUACUGGUAGUUAGUGUAAGAAAAUGUAGAGAUAAAAGUGUCAAAAAAUAGAGCACCCUUACAGAUUCUUGAUACAUAUUAGGUUUCAUGUAAACAGUAAUAAGGCAAAUGGGAAAAACAUUCACAACACUCUGUAGCUUAGCAACAAUGGACAAAGACCAUUAAUAUUAAAGGCACUUUUGUUGCUCCACUUGGAUUAACUUGGUCCCAAGAGCUAAAUUAGUAACAAUUUGGUUUGGACUAAUGUGUCUGAUUGAGUCAUGAUUUAGACUACAUUCAGCUUAUUAGAGUUUUACCUCACAUUAAUUUCAAUAUGUGACAAAAGCUCAUUUUUGCUAAGUGUUAUUCCACAUUGCUUUACAUCAUCCAGUAGAGACCCACUUUGAAGCUUUCUUUUCCCUCCUGCUAUUGCGUUUUUUUUGGUACUCACACUGACUGAAUUAGGCUCCCUAUUACCCAACCUCUAUAAACAGAAAUCUGCAUAUGUAUGGGGAAUUUUAGGCACCAGUACAGGAUUUU